CACCUCUUACUGAGGGGGCGGGCUAACGGGAAGGAAAGCGAGGCCGAAGUUCCCAGAAGGCGAGGCAGUGUAAUAUUGAAAUGGAAGAAGACUCUUGCAGGCCAUUCAUGUUCCACUCUUCCUCUUACAUGAAUGGACAUAUUGGCUUUUGUGGUAGUAUAAAACAAUCACCAAGUGACUUUGUAGUAACAGAAAUUGAUACAUCUGGGCAGUUAGUUACCGAAAUCACAACAGAUCUCAAGAGCAAAGAAACCUUGUCAGAACAGCUUAAGAUCUGCCGGCACGAUUGUAAAAUACCACGGCUGAGCUCUCCAGAGCUGUGUAUAGAAGACAGUGCUCUGUGUACAGCAGAAAGUGUUCCUCCUUCCACUAGGGGGGUUGGAGAUUUUGAAGACAAGAAUGUAUUUGGUUGGCAGCCUGACAAAGUUGCUACGCUGGACUCCUUGUUAGACAACUCCGUAUGUGAGCAGCUAAGGCUGUUCGCUUGUAACACGAAGGACACAUGGAAUUCUAAAUCUGAGCCUGCAGUUCAUCCUUCUGAGUUCUCCCUUGGUCCAGUCCUUGAUAAGAGGACUCGUGCCAGCUUGCAUUGUGCCAUAAGACAGCAGUAUCCCUUCUUGAGCACUGUUACAAGAUGUGGUGAAAUUAUGGUGAAAGCAAACCAAGAUUACCAGGAACUCUGCCAUUUGGUGUCUGAAGAGGAAGCAUAUGGUUUUCUAAAAUUUUUAGAUGCCAGAACAGAAGAUACAAAGUUUACUUUUAAACCUGAUGGAAAUAAGGAACACCGUAAAAAAGUUCACCAUUUUAUCAGUAGAAAGUUCGGAAAGCUGGUGGAAACAAAGUCGUUCCCUGACUCUCAGCAAAAUGCUGUGGUUGUAGUAAGGUUUCGUGAGAGGUCUGGUUUCCAAAAAAGGACUAAUGUUGAUCGCAGAGAGAAGCAAGAAAUAUACGCAGCUUUUACUCUCCGGAAAGAGAACCUGGAAACGCUUGAAGCAAUUGGCUAUUUGUCUUCUGAACUUGGUGUGCUGUCUUCAGACUUCAGUUACACAGGCAUUAAAGACAAGAAGGCCAUUACGUACCAGGCUAUGGUGGUGAAGAAGAUAACUCCUAAAAGACUGAAAGAACUCGGAAAGUCAAUUGAGAAAAAAGGAAUCUGUGUGGCUAAUGUACAUUCUGCAAGCCAGCCACUUAGGCUUGGUCAACUGCAAGGAAAUCACUUCAAUAUAAUUGUGAGAAAUUUAAAACAGCACAGCAGUGACUGUUCUGCAAGCCUGAAAGAGAGAACAGUGGAAGCCAUUGAGAAUGUUAAGGUAAAAAAAAUGGAAAUUAUCAAUUACUAUGGACCUCAGCGUUUUGGGCAAGGGCAGAACAUUCAGACUGAUCAAAUUGGAUUGGCUUUGCUGAAUGAAGAGCUGGUCAAAGCUGUAAGAUUGUUUUUCACACCAGAAGACACAGAUGAUCCUGUAAAUAAGGCAAAGAAAUACUUUCUUCAGACUGAGGAUGCAAAGGGCACCCUCGCAAUGCUGCCUGACUUUAAAGUAAGAGAGAAGAUGUUACUUCGUGCAUUAAAUCGCUACGGUAUCGAUCAAGAGGGGUGUUGCCGAGGUUGGCUCAGCAUUCCUCAUUCCAUGCGUAUCUUCUAUGUUCAUGCAUACUGCAGUAAAAUUUGGAAUGAAGCCGCUUCCUACCGGAUUAAGACAUAUGGAACAAAAGUUGUGAAUGGUGAUCUAAUCUUUGCUGAAGAAGGCACUGCAAACUCUUCAUUGAAUGCCAAGGUCCAUGUAGUAACAUAUGCAGAAGAAAUGGCCGAUAAAUAUACAAUAAAUCAAGUCAUUCUCCCAAUGGCUGGUUACAGCAUUCAGUAUCCUGCUAACAAAGUUGGAGAGUGGUACCAUGAAAGGCUGGCCAGAGAUGGACUUCAGGCAUGCAAGUUUAGGCUUCCUGCAUUGCAGAUGAAUGUGCCUGGCUGCUACAGACAUAUCUUGAAAUAUCCUCACAAUCUGUCAUAUAGCUUUUUAAAAGACAAUGAAAAUGAAAAAGUUACUGAAGACAGUCCCCUAGAGGAUUCAGUCACUUCUCUUUCUAUGUCAUUUUGGCUCGAUCCAUCAUGUUAUGCCACUGUUUGCUUGAGGGAAAUCAUGAAAUGUGAUAUUUGACACAAAAAAAAUGUUUAGCGCCACUUGACAGGAAUAUGGUGCACUUAUUAAAGCUGGCACAGUCCCUUGUGAGAGACUGUGCUAGGGAAUGCUUUGGAAUUUGGAGCCAUAAUAGAUGGAUAUUGUAGAUCAAACGCUUGUUUGUGAAAAGUGAUAGCAGGCAGAUCACCAGCCUGACUUGCUGAAGUCCCUGGCUAGUCCUGCCAUGUGACAUCCAGCAGCAGCAAAACCAUAGUUUUAAGCUUAUGGGGCAGUCUAACUAUGGGGAAAUGCUGUUGACCUGUGGUAGAGCAUGUGCAUUGCGUACAGGAAGUCCUUGGUUGACUUCCUGACAUUCUAGUUAAAAUUAUUUCAGGUAGCUAUUUCUCUAUCCUGGAGAGCUGCUUUUAAUCAGAGUAAACCAUAUGAACUAAAUGGACCAAUGAUCUGACUCAGCUUAAGGCAGAAUCAUGUGCAUUUGUGUUCCUCAGGAGCAGCCCCGUAGCUAACAACUGUUUGCUCGGGGGGGGGGGAAUGUUUUUCUCAGG
Gekko japonicus is the source of this 2683-nucleotide messenger RNA. RefSeq names its product pseudouridylate synthase 7-like (gene PUS7L). Lineage: Eukaryota; Metazoa; Chordata; Lepidosauria; Squamata; Gekkonidae. Gene Ontology annotation, molecular function: RNA binding; pseudouridine synthase activity. The transcript has 9 exons. Gene Ontology annotation, biological process: pseudouridine synthesis. The record is from RefSeq and is a predicted model, not a curated record. Gene Ontology annotation, cellular component: nucleus. The coding region runs from base 81 to 2156 and encodes 691 amino acids.